Xiphophorus couchianus (Monterrey platyfish) is the source of this 3005-nucleotide messenger RNA. Its product is annotated as carcinoembryonic antigen-related cell adhesion molecule 5-like. The coding region runs from base 18 to 3005 and encodes 995 amino acids. The record is from RefSeq and is a predicted model, not a curated record. Lineage: Eukaryota; Metazoa; Chordata; Actinopteri; Cyprinodontiformes; Poeciliidae. The transcript has 18 exons.
CAGAAUACAUCCAGUUAAUGGUCUCUCCAUCAAAAACACAACAUGAAGAAGGAACAAAUAUCAAUCUGUUCUGUUCAGCUGAGUCUAGACCUACCGCAGAGUUUUUCUGGUUCCUGAAUGGAGACGUGCUGCCUGUUUCUGGACCAGAACUCAGACUGAUGGACAUUCAGAUGAGCCAGAAGGGAAACUACAGCUGUCAGGCCUUUAAUAGAAAAACUUUGAAAUAUCAGACAUCUCAGCCAUCAGCUGUCUCUAUUAUUGCACGUGUUUCAAACAUUGCGGUGAACGCAUCCUCCACAGACCUGGUUGAGUUCAGCAGCUCUGUCCGGCUCUUCUGCUCUGCAUCUGGAUUCUCUCCAUCUUUCCUCUGGAUGAACGGCAGCUCUGAGCUUACAAAUGGGGAUAGAGUUCAGAUCACUGAUGGAGGAUCCACUCUGACAAUAUUCAAUGUGACCAGAUAUGAUCAAGGGCUCCUGAGGUGUCACGUUUUCAAUUAUUUCAGUCGUGAUAGCAGUGAUCCAGUUUACCUCUCUAUCUACUAUGGACCAGACAGUAUUUCAGUAACUGUAUCUCCACAUCAUGAAAAAUAUGAAGAAGGUUCAGAUAUCACCAUGUUCUGUUCAGCUGAAUCCAAACCAGCUGCCAUUUUUCAGUGGUUUCUGAAUGAAACCCUGCUACCUGUUUCUGGGCCAAACCUCAGACUGACCAACAUUCAGCUCAAUCAGAGCGGGAACUACAACUGUCAGGCUCUUAACAUCAAAACACUGCUGCACAAAAUCUCUGAUCCUUUUGUCAUCUCUGUUGUGUGUAAGUGUUACAGACUGAAAGAAAUGAAAACAAUCAUCAUAGUUUUUGUUCUCCUUGGAGCCAUCUCAGGUUUACCUGAAGAAGAUGACGAGUUCACAGAUUUUCUCAGUGCAUUAAUUGAAGAGCCAGUGCAGGUUUUAGAAGUAAUACCCCAAACAGUGGAGUUAAAUGAGUUUAAUGGUACCUUGCAUUUGCAUUGCUCCUUCGUUGGUAAUGCUACCAACAUCCAGUGGUUGAAAGGCAGCUCUGACGUCACUCAGGUCAAUGGUGCAGAAUCCAAUCUGAUUAUACCCAAUGUGACCCGCAACGACCAUGGAUCCUACAGGUGUAAUGUGUCUAACUCUGUGAGUUUUGACAUCAGUGAACCAGCAGAAGUCUUCAUUAACUAUGGGCCAGAGGACAUAGGACUGAAAGUCUCUCCAUCGGGACCGCACCACGAAGGCUCAAACGUCCUUCUGACCUGUUCAGUUCAGUCCAGACCUUCUCCUGAGUUUCUGUGGUUUCUGAAUGGGGAUCGUCUGUCUGACUCUAAACCAGACCUCAGACUGAGCAACAUUCAGACAAAUCAAGAUGGAAACUACAGCUGUCAAGCCUUUAACAGCAAAACGCGGAAAACGCAAACGUCUCAACCUUUACUUGUCCCAGUAAAUGAACGCGUCUCCAGUGUUGUGGUGGCAUCAGAUCCCACAGACCUGGUUGAGUUCAACAGCUCAGUCCGUCUCUCCUGCUCUGCAUCUGGGUUUUCUCCUCAUUACUUCUGGAUGAACAACGGGUCAGAGGUGACAGCCAGCGACAGAGUUCAGAUCACCGGUGGAGGAUCCACUCUGACUAUCGCCAAGGUGACCCGACCUGAUCUCAACCUACUGAGGUGUCAUGCCUUCAACUACUUCAGUGAGGACUUCAGUGAUCCAGUUAACAUCUCCAUCUUUUAUGGACCAGAACUAGUCGAACUGACCGUCGUUCCAUCUCAGGAACACUACAAGGAAGGCUCAGACAUCAUGUUGAGCUGCUCAGCUGUUUCCACUCCUCCUGCAGAGUUUCGGUGGUUUGUUAAUGAAAGCCUGCAGUUCGAUUCUGGACCAGAACUCAGAUUGAUCAAUGUUGAAGUAAAUCGCACUGGAAACUACAGCUGUCAGGCCUUCAACAAGAAAACUCUGAUUUAUGAAGCAUCUCGGCUUUCUGUCAUCUCUGUAGUAGUGGAGUCUGGAGGUCUCCCAGCCGGAGCCAUUGCUGGAAUUGUGCUCGCAUGUUUAGCAGUUUUAGUUUUAGUUGCUGCUGGAGUCUUUUUCCUUUACAGAAGAAAAAAAAAUGUCAAACCCAAACCUAAAAAAGACAACAAACCUGAGCCUAGGAACCAGCGGGAGGAGGGUCCAUCUCAAAUGGAGGAGGAUGUCACAGAGAGAAGACCUGAGCCUAGGAACCGGCAAGGGGCGCGUUCACAUCAAAUGGCUGUCACAGACAAGAAACCUGAGCCUAAGAACUGGCAGAGGGAUUCUUCACGUCAAUCAGAUCAUGUGUACGAGACAAUGUCACAGAUUUAUGAUGAGAUAUUGUGUUCAGGAGAGAAUAUUUUAAACCCAGGACCGCUGAGUGGAGCCGUAGGAGGCAGAGUGAAGUUCACCACCAGCCUCAGACCCCCACAGAGACCAUUUCUGUCUGUCAGCUGGAGCUUUAAAGGCGUGAACAUCAUCACUUCCACCAGCACCAACAUCACAGAGCCGGGACACAGCAACAGGAUCUCAUUAGAUCGAGCCACAGGAGCGCUGGAGCUCAGGAACCUGGUGCUGGAGGACAGCGGGGAGUACACACUCACCAUCAUACCAGACGGGGGCCUGCAGAGAAUGGGGAGGAUCACUCUCAAUGUGUAUGUGCUGAUAACUGCAGCCAGCAUUCACAGCCCUGCAGACGUCCUGAUAGAAAAUCAAACCUCCACCAGCCUCACCUGCGAGGCCUCCAGCUCCAUCAUCACCAGAGAGUGGAUGAAAGAUGGCCGUCCUCUUGAUUUCGGACAGAGCGUCAGCUUAUCGAUGGACAACAGGACCGUGUUCAUGCAACCCGUUUUCAGCUCCAACCAAGGGAACUACCAGUGUAGAGUCAGCAACCCAGUCAGCAGCCAGACUGCGGCUCUCCAUCUCACUACGGGCCGUAUAACAUGUCAGUUAUUGGGCCGUCAGCAGCUUGGCCUGGCCACAGAGUGA